AUGUUUAUCUAUCAGACAAUGAUUAGCAGAACUAGUGAUGGACUGCCACUUACAGCAAGCACCGACAGUGGAGUAGCUGGACAAAAUAAUGCCAAACUGAAUCUCCAAGAAGGAUUUCAACAAUUGAAGCUUAUAUGCAAAAAGGCAGCCAAUUUUUCUGACAGAUGCAGCUAUGUGAUAGGACCAUUGGCCAUUUAUUUCAUUUCAGCUUUGAAUAUUACCUACUCUGUGCUUUGUGAUGUUUCCUACCCUUCUGUCUUGGCUUUCUCAUUCCUCAGCGACAUUCAGAAAGAAUUCCUUACAGAUUAUGACAAAAGCAAAGUUGACAGUGCUCUCCGACCUUAUUCACUUAUAGCAUUUGAUACAAAACUUCAAAGAAUUAAAAAUAAAUACAAUAAUCCACGUUCACUAACAACAAAAAUUAAUCUCUCAGAAUUAAGCCAAGAAAUUAAAUUACGGCCACCUUUUCAGAUUUCUGACUUCCAAAUCCAGCCAGAGAAGUACGAAACAAUAGACAAUGGGCACCGGUCAUUAUACUACACUGCUGCCAGUAUGGGUGGACGAUAUAUUCCCCUUGGAGUGACUGGCUAUACAGCAUUGGCUAUGUCAAUAAUGUGUCUUAUAUUACACUUGAUUCACGGAUUGAAUGUUGUCAGCACAGGACACAUGGACAUUUAUGAUGAGUAUUUCACUCAGUAUGCUGCAGCAUUCUUCAUAUCUUUUGUGCUGACAGCAUUCCAGAUCUACCUGAUGCUUUUCCCGUCAAAACAGAGGAAGCCCCUGGCAACUGCCACCUUGAUCAGUAUAUGCUUAUGCCAAGUGUAUGUCUGGGAAUACAAGAGUAGUCUUAUAGUAGUCUCAUUCUACAUAAUGGUCGCCUUCUUCACAACUUGCAUCAUCUUCUCUCGGAGACUUGAAGAAAAACAACAACACUACAUGCUUUGA
This is a messenger RNA of Acanthosepion pharaonis, 945 nucleotides long. Lineage: Eukaryota; Metazoa; Mollusca; Cephalopoda; Sepiida; Sepiidae. The record is from the annotation of a GenBank genome assembly.